UCCGCUUUUACGUGAUGACGCAAUUUUUGCCUUGUUGGAAGGUAGUUUCAGAAGAUAUCGCUGUGACUGUAGACUAGCGAAGAAACGCUGAAGAAACCGAAAGACAUUUGGAAGCACUCACUCAAAUGGUAUUUUGUCUCCUGAUAUCAAACGAUGUCAGCCACUGAGGACCUUCCAGACAUGGAUGGGACAGACCUGCUAGGGCUGCUGUUCCAAAAUGGAGAGGAUGGAUCUACUGAGCCACUCUUUCCUGAUGGGAAUGAGCUCAUUGAAUCCUGGCUGUCUGAGCAAGAUAUGCUGACAGGAAUGGACACCGAAGACUUUCUGUCCAGCUUGUUAGAGGGAGAGUACAACAUGGGGCCCGUCUGUCCCUCUCAUUCUCCCAUGGGCAGUGACAGCGGCAUUUCCGACGACAGCAGCACUGGGGCUGGAAGCAACAACCUUCUGGGGUGCCCAAGUCCUCGUGGCAGCGAUAGCGAUGUUGUUCCUAGUCCCAGCUCCACCCAGCCCAGCCCGAUGCACUGCGACCCUGCCCUGGCCCCUGGAGAGCCGCAGACAGAGAGCCUGGAGAUCCUAACGGUCCAGGCGGAUCACAGCUACUCUCUGCUGCAGAGCGGAGGCAGGAACAUGGAUGCCCUGCAGAGUGUGAGGGCAGAGAAGCCAGAUACAGACGUCUUCAUCGAUUUGGACGACUUGGUGAGUGAGGACAUAGAGGACAUAGAGGAGGACAUCACAGACGAGCUGCCCUGCACUUUGGCCAUAGAGGACUCGACACAAGAUUCAACCCAAGCCACCAGUACAGACCAGUUCCAGUUUAAAGAGAUUGUGCUCACUGAGGAGGAGAAGCGACUUUUGGGGAAAGAGGGAGCAUCGAUUCCCACACACAUGCCUCUUACAAAGGCAGAGGAGAGGACCUUGAAGAGGGUCCGGAGGAAGAUCCGCAACAAGCAGUCUGCUCAGGAGAGUCGCAAGAAGAAGAAGGUCUAUGUUGAUGGACUGGAAAACAGGGUUGCCAUCUGUACAGCACACAACCUGGAACUACAGAAGAAAGUCCAAAUGCUUCAGAAACAGAACAUCUCCUUGAUAGAGCAACUGAGGAAGCUACAGGCUAUGGUGAAGAUGUCUCCCAUGAAGGCCAGCGCAACCAGCACUUGUGUAAUGGUCUUCCUACUCUCUUUCUGUCUCAUCAUCUUCCCGUCAGUCAAUCCAUUUGGCGGAAACAGAGAACAGAAGGAACUGUACACACCCUCCUCCAUCAUCUCCCGGACCCUGCGCUCACUGCCAGAAAGCACAGAUGCCAUAUCCUACCCUGAGCCUGAAGAUGAGGAGCUCCUCUUAGUGCCCCAAGCCGAUGUAGAAAACGUUAAAGCCAUCUUUGCAGGCGGUCUGAAGAAUCAUACCCCCUACUACCAGAGGGUGGAGCAGCCUGACUCUGAAACAGGCGUCACUAGCAACUCCUCAGCAGACUUCCCCAGCCCCGCUCAGGCUGCAGAGAUGAAGGCCGGGCCCGCUGGGGGGGUAGGGGCCUUACAGGAAGGAUCCAUUGAUGUCGCAGUGGCGGCUGCUGUGGCGUACGAGGUCAAAGGGUCCAACGAUAACUGGAUAGACCGGAACCCCCCGUCUGUCAUACUGCAGCAACACCGCUCAGAUGAGAUGUAGUAGGGAGAUGUUGAUCAAUAUAACCAGCAGAGGGCGCCAUACUCCUAAUGUAGUAGGUACCAGAGGGAAGCUUCAACUUACAAAAGGAUGAAGGGGACAUGCCAGAUAUGAUCAAGAAAUGUUCCCCUCCAACAGCUGAUGUACUACUGUUACUUAAUUUGCACUUUGUUUUGAUUUCCUUGUUCCAGUGGGCAAAAAGAAUUGUAGAUAGAUUUCCAUAUUUUAACGACCUGAAGAACAGAACGCUGCAGUGAUAAACUACAUGCAGUAGCAGCACUGAGGGCUCUAAUUGUAUUACACAAAGCGGUGCCGAUGACCAAAACAUGUUGGCACCACUACAGGAAUCUUUAUAUAUAAGAACUGGCAGAAUAUUACUUUAAGAAAAGUAGUAUUAAGUACCGUUAUCAUUAUUUAUCACCAAAUCCAGGGGGAGCUUUGCUUGACGCUAGUCCGUCUGAUCACCUCUAGCAGGAUCUAAAUGGUAACCUAGGGUGCUCAUGAAUGCCUCUCCCAUAGUAAAUGAUUGUGAAAAUAAGCUGCAAACUAGCCGGAAUCACCCAUUGCGUAUUAGAAUAUAGGAUGCUUGAUUAUCAUAAAGCUUGAUCAAAGUGGUUGUUGGACCACCGUAACGCUUAAGCCAUUGCAGGACAUUUGGCCAUUUAGGAGACUUGUAAAGUUUGUUAGAAUUUCCCUUGUAACAAGGGUAUCCAUGCUCCUUUUUUAAUUUUGGAAUGCUUUGUUUUUAUGUUAAAGCAAGAAAUAAUGUCUUCAAAAUAUAGGACCCUGAACCCUUGAAGUUGUCAUUGUUGGCCAACCCCAGUCCACCCCUCCAAUCUCCUGUUUUUCAGCUUCAUGGGACUUUUAUUAUCUUUCUAAACAUGUCUGAAAUACCUUAGCACCUGUGUGCAAGGAAUAAGGGAUUUAAAAUGUUUUUGCUCAGUAAAACGGUGCAGUAUAUAUAUACUCAGAAAUGUAAUGACCUGUUUUGUCAGUGAGGCAUUUUUAUGUUAAACGAAGUAAAUGGUAUUGGAACUACUUUUUGUUAUAAUCGACAGUCAAAGAGAUUUUAAAUGUUGAUCGUGUUGAACAAAUGCACUGACAUUUGACAUAGUCCAAGAAUUAAAUGUAAAUACAUACAAAUGAUUGUAGCUCUUCUGUACAUUUUCAACUCUAUGUAAAACAUGUCAUCUAUGAUAAUAAACUUUUUUUAUACAU
Molecule: messenger RNA, 2874 nt
Organism: Etheostoma cragini (Arkansas darter)
Lineage: Eukaryota; Metazoa; Chordata; Actinopteri; Perciformes; Percidae
Gene: creb3l3l
Product: cAMP responsive element binding protein 3-like 3 like
Exons: 10
Coding region: 154-1659 (501 amino acids)
Biological process (GO): regulation of transcription by RNA polymerase II
Cellular component (GO): nucleus
Molecular function (GO): RNA polymerase II cis-regulatory region sequence-specific DNA binding; DNA-binding transcription factor activity, RNA polymerase II-specific
Source: RefSeq, a predicted model, not a curated record